This is a messenger RNA of Cercopithifilaria johnstoni, 1374 nucleotides long. The record is from the annotation of a GenBank genome assembly. NCBI's taxonomy places the organism in Eukaryota, Metazoa, Nematoda, Chromadorea, Rhabditida, Onchocercidae.
AUGAGUGAUUUAUUCAGUAAACAACUUAAAAAACAAACUGCACGAGCGAAAGAAAAGUUAUUAGAAGGACUUGGGAAAGCAAAAGCAACACAGGAUGAUGUAUUCGAUCAACACGCUGCAAAUUUAGUGAAGCAAAGUAAAGCAUGUGAGAGAUUACAUCGUGAUUUAAAAGCGUUUGGUGCAGCAUUGCGAACAAUGGUUCAAGCGCAGAAGACAUUUCGGGAGACAGUUCGAGAACUUUACGAGAUGGAUUGGCCGGACCGUGAACAUUUGUGUGCUAUUACACAGUCUUUGGAUCUUCAAUGGGAUGAAUUCGAGAAAGUUGUCAAUGAUCGAGUGAUGGGCUCGAUGAAUGCAUACAUGGCACAAUUUGCAGACUUAAAAGCUAAGGUAGCGAAACGAGGAAGGAAACUCGUUGAUUUUGAUGGUGCGCGGAAUAAUUAUGCAACUGUGAAAGCUGGUUCCAAAAAAGGCGAUGAUGAUCCAAAAGUGAUAAAAGCACUAGCAGAUCUUCAGCAAGCCGAAACCCUUUAUAAAGAAUUGAAUAGAGAACUCGUCGAUGCAUUACCCGCCACAUAUGAUAGCCGAAUAACAUUUUUUGUUGAUACACUUCAGACAAUUUUCAAUGCUGAAAGUACCAAUCAUACCGAAUGUGGUAAGAAUAACAAAACUCUUGUUACUCUACUGGAUAAUUUGGGAAACUCAUUCGAUUCUCUUCGUGUUCCGCGAAAUGCAUCGGAUCAUUGGGUAGCACCCAUUCAAACCGACGGACAGUCGAUUGAAUCGACUGGAACUGAAGAUCAAAUGCAAAAAUCCGAGGUGCCAAUAAAAGAACCUCAGCCAACAUCUCCACAUGUCUCCUCCGAGGCAUUUCUGAACAGAUCCGACGCUGAGUACGAUGAUGAAAAUAUAGAAAAAAAAGUGUAUCCGAGUUUGACUGGCGCACCACCCGCCGCAGCUGUUUUUUCCGAUACUGAGGAGCGAAAUGACAAAAAUGAGAAAUUAUCAGCUACUGGUGAUGGUCUUGGUGAAAAAGGUUCGAAAGCCUCGCUAAAUCCAUUUGAUGAUGAUGAUGAUACAAAAAAUCCGUUCAGUGAAACUAACGGGAAGAAACCACAUCCAGAGCCACGUUCACCACAGAAAAGUGGCACUUGUCAAGAAUCGGGUUCUGAUCGAAAGAUUUUGUACAAAGUUCGGGCAACACAUCGUUAUACGGCAGAAGACACCGAUGAACUUACGUUUGACGCGGGUGAGGUAAUAACAGUGCUAGAAGCCCGUGAAGAGGAUCUUCUAGAUGAAGGGUGGUUGUUUGGUGUAAAACAGUCUGAUGGAGUUCAUGGUGUAUUUCCUGCAAAUUUCACGAAAUCUUUAUGA